UAUCAUUUGAAUCAAGUUUGUGUAUUCUAAAAAUAUUUAUAAUUAAAUAUAAAAUAAAAAAGUGAAUAAUUACUUUUGAUAACGCACAUAAAAUACAAAUUUAUAGCAUGGCUACUUAUGCUGCUUUCAAACAUGUUGAGCUUUACAAUGUCGGCAAAGCAAAAAAGAGAGUAUUGAGGGCGCCUGGUGGAGUCUCAAGUGACAUUUUUGGAUCCGAUAUGCCUCAAACUCCAAGGAACAGCAAAAACCUAAUGGCCUCGAAUAUAUUCUCUGCCGAUAAAGAUGCCGCUCAGAAGAACAACGUGCGGCAAGGAGCUCACAGAUUCUAUUUCAUUGGUGAUACACCACGUCGAGGUCAAAAACCAGUUGACUCAUACUCGCGAUUGUUUGGAGAACCGGCUCGUCCCGUAACACCUGGAAAGAAUCACAUGAAAAGCAGCAUUCCCUUUGGACAAAAUCCGAAUACUGCUCAAUUAAAUUCCAAGGGAAAUUAUAACGGAAAAAGUGGUUCCGUUUCAUCUGCAUCAUCUUCUGUAUCUUCUUCAACUGAGAAUCUUAAAAUUAAUGGAGGCAUAAGAUCAGAAGGUAAUCCCGUUACAGGAGAGGGAUACAAAGCUGGCGGUACUGAUUACAUACAACCAGGUCAUAUCAACGGCGGGAGUCAAGUUAUCAACAAGAAUCGUAUCCCACCUGGUGGUUAUUCAUCGGGACUCUGGUAAUUCAAAAUUACAGAGACUCCCGAUAAAAGACAGCAUGGUAGAUGUGCACAGUAAAUGAGCAGAUAACAGACAGCCUUGCAAACAAAUAUAUUCUCAAACAAAAAACGGAACCCCCUUCUAUCUACAUACGCAAAAACUAGACGUAGCAUUUUAAGUAAUAAGAAACUGCAGAAGACCAUCCAUAUCGAUUGAUCGGCAUUCAAACAAAAACUUGAAAAAAAAA
Messenger RNA from Drosophila hydei, 942 nucleotides. RefSeq names its product microtubule-associated protein Jupiter (gene Jupiter). NCBI's taxonomy places the organism in Eukaryota, Metazoa, Arthropoda, Insecta, Diptera, Drosophilidae. Bases 108 to 719 code for a protein of 203 amino acids. The record is from RefSeq and is a predicted model, not a curated record. The transcript is spliced from 6 exons. Gene Ontology annotation, cellular component: nucleus.